AUGAUGGAGAAACUGAAGCUGGAGCAGGUCAGCCCUGCAGCUGGAGAUGCGGACUGUGUCUCUCCAGGACCCGACACCUCGCUUUCCUCCCCCGCGGAGGAGGAUGAGGGAGAGAUGCAGGAGAAGCAGGAAGGCACGACGACCACUUCAACCAUCACGACCAUCACGACAGGAGGUACUCCCCUCCUCCUUCUCAAUGGGGUUGUCAAGGAGACGGUGAACGGAGGCACCCGGCCAAAACAGGAAGUGGCAGUGAUCGAGUUGGCCACGAGAGGCGAUAUAAAAGGCAGGGAGCUGGAGGCGGACAUCAGCCACACAGUGCAGACCACCGAGCUACGCAGACCACCGGUUUCCCUGCCGCUGCCCCUCAGAGAUCCGACCAACGAAGUCAAGCGAAUGGUGCAGCUGAGCCCGGCCGCUUUCCACACUCUGCCCGCCCGUGCCAUGCUCUACAACAACAUGGCACAACCGCUCGCCACGCUGAACAGUGGCUUCGCCGGAGACCCUGAUCAGUAUGGCAUGUACCCCAGUAACCGGCUGAAACGCAGAGCUGCGCCAUAUGAGAUCGAGAUUAGCGAUGGUAAGACUAGUAUAAAUCUUUCUUUGGAUAAAAGUAAGUCAUUCUUUGGUUCACAGCCGAAGAUCGUGAGGCGCAUCUUCACCAACAGCCGUGAACGCUGGAGGCAGCAGAACGUGAACGGUGCAUUUGCUGAGCUACGACAACUCAUCCCAACUCACCCUCCAGAUAAGAAGCUGAGCAAGAACGAGAUCCUCCGUCUGGCCAUGAAGUACAUCAACUUUUUAGCCAAGCUGCUGAACGACCAGGAUGAUGUUAUGGGCAGCGAGACCACGGUCCGGGCAUGUGAUGGAGGUCUGGUCAGGGAAGACCUUUUGCAGGACAUGCUGAGUCCAAACUCGAGCUGCGGGAGCCUCCUGGAUGGAGAAGGAAGUCCAGACAGCUUCACCGAAGAGCAGGACUCAUCAGUGGAGUCCAGACGAGGACUGCACCACUCAAACAUGACUUUGGACUCUAGUAACCAGCGAUGACUGUGCAUUAACAGAAAUAAGAGACUGGAGUGAAUACAGUGCUUAAUAGAAGACCAUGGACCUGCUGUUAUGUUUAUGUGGUCAGUCAUGACUCCCCCUUACUUUAUUU
Messenger RNA from Trichomycterus rosablanca, 1156 nucleotides. RefSeq names its product T-cell acute lymphocytic leukemia 1 (gene tal1). The record is from RefSeq and is a predicted model, not a curated record. Lineage: Eukaryota; Metazoa; Chordata; Actinopteri; Siluriformes; Trichomycteridae. The transcript is spliced from 3 exons. The coding region runs from base 1 to 1047 and encodes 348 amino acids. Gene Ontology annotation, biological process: regulation of transcription by RNA polymerase II. Gene Ontology annotation, molecular function: DNA-binding transcription factor activity, RNA polymerase II-specific; protein dimerization activity; RNA polymerase II cis-regulatory region sequence-specific DNA binding.